Messenger RNA from Miscanthus lutarioriparius, 1809 nucleotides. NCBI's taxonomy places the organism in Eukaryota, Viridiplantae, Streptophyta, Magnoliopsida, Poales, Poaceae. The record is from the annotation of a GenBank genome assembly.
AUGGAGGAUUGGGAGGAGUGGGAGGUGGUUGAGCCAGAUCCAGAAGCUAUGGCGCCAACUACGGCGGAGAAGGUGAAGCUGGACGAGAAGAACAAGAAGGUGAAGGCACAUCUCCUUCAGUGCAUCCCGGACGACAUCCUGAUGCAAGUAGCCAAGAAGAAGAUGGGGAAGGGGGUGUGGGACUCGUUGAAGGCCAGAUUUGUCGCUUGGGGGAGUCUGGAUGAUGCGGCGCUGGUGAAGAAAUUGUUUGAUAUCGUGCCCGAUCACUACCUCACGGUCGUGGCAGGAAUCGAGCAAUUCUAUGACUUGAAGACCAUCGCAUUCGAUGAGGCUGUGGGACGUCUGAAGGCAUUCGAGGAGCGCACGGUGUGGAGAGGCGGCGGCGCCAGAACCCCAACUGGGCAGGUGAUGCUCACCCAGGCUGAGUGGGAGGCCAGGCAGAGAUCUGCUGGUGGUGACUCGUCUGGGAAAGGGAAGAGAGGAGAUGGAGGCAGCCGAGGUGAUCCAACUGGUGAUGUUUGGUACUUAGACAAUGGUGCAAGCAACCAUAUGUCUAUUGAUCGUCAGAAGUUCAGAGAUCUAAAUUUGGCCAUCAAUGGUAAGGUUCGUUUUGGUGAUGAUUCAACUGUUGAUAUCUUUGGUAGAGGUACAAUUGUAUUCCAAGGAAAAGGAGGUGAUCAGUGGGUAUUGUCAGAUGUUUAUUAUAUUCCUAAGCUUAGGAGUAACCUUGUUAGUUUGGGUCAACUGACAGAGUCUGGGCAUAGGAUUCUACUUGAUGAUGAUUUGCUUGAAGUAGUUGAUAAACAUUCUGACAGACUGAUUAUGAAAGUACCUAGAGCUGGCAAUAGAUUGUAUAAGAUUGAGUUGAGCAUUGCAGUUCCAAAGUGUUUGAUGGCUAGUAUUGAUAGUCAAGCUUGGCUUUGGCAUGGAAGAUUGGGUCAUGUGAAUUUUAGGUCUCUGAAACAAUUGGUGGGGAAAGGUAUGGCUACUGGGAUCCCUGACAUCAGUCACCCAGAGCAGAGAAAGCUUGUGGGAUACUCGAUAGUGAUCAUGGUGCGGAUAUACAUGGAGAGAAGGAGCACAGGAGGGAUGACUUUCUACUUGAAUGAGAAUUUGAUCACUUGGUGUUCACAAAAGCAAAAGACAGUCUCAUUGUCUUCUUGUGAAUCAGAGUUUAUGGCAGCAACAGCUGCAGCUAAACAAGCUUUGUGGCUCAGGAACCUUAUCAGUGAGAUCACAAAGGAAAGGCCAAAGGCAGUGACUUUGUUUGUUGAUAAUAACUCUGCAAUAGCUCUCAUGAAGAACCCUGUGUUUCAUGGUAGAAGCAAACACAUUGAUCUCAAAUAUCACUUCAUCAGGGAAUGCAUUGAGAGGGGGCAGAUUGUGGUGAAAAGAGUAGGCACCGAGGAGCAGAAAGCUGAUGUACUGACUAAAUCUAUGCCAGCAGUGAAGCUUGCUGUCAUGAGUCAUUUGAUUGGUGUCAGGGACCUUGAUUCUACCCUAACAAAGACCUCCGCGCUCAUUAUGUACGUCGCCGGCAUCGUCAAGGACUGGCUGCUCAUCGCCUUCUCGUGGACGGUCAUCAAGGACACCGUAACGCCUGUCAACCUCGUCGGCUACGGCAUCGCCUUCCUCAGCGUCGCAUACUACAACCACGCCAAGCUGGAGGCGCUCAAGGCCAAGGAGGCCGAGAGGAAGGUGGCGGCCACAGCGGUGGCCAAGUCGGACGAUGACGCGGAGGCAGGCGCGCGGCUGCUGCCACCGGGCAACAAGGACGGCGCCGGCGACAAUGGUGACCACAAAAACUGA